Molecule: messenger RNA, 1206 nt
Organism: Blepharisma stoltei
Lineage: Eukaryota; Ciliophora; Heterotrichea; Heterotrichida; Blepharismidae
Source: the annotation of a GenBank genome assembly
AUGUCAAGUGACGAAGAAGCCACAACAAAUGACGGAUCGACAGAUCUUACAGAUCAACUUGCCCUUAUGAGCCAUGUAUUCGAUCCAAGCGCUGACCGAAAUGCAUGAAAGCAAGACAAAGUCUGUUCUGUUUGCUAUCAGAGUUUUUCCAUGAUGGGAAAUGGUAAAAAACACUACUGCAAGUUUUGCUUCCGAGGAGUUUGUGGCAACUGCUCAAUGCAUAUUAAAUUUUCCCAUAUGUUUUCCACUAUAAAUUUCAAGCCAUUUUUUCGCCAGUCAUCCCUAUAAAAACAGUAUAAAGGCCUCCAGCCCGAAAGAAACGCAGCACUCAGGAUUUGCGACAAUUGCUACCACCGUGGCAUAGAAGACCAAGUAAAAUCCAAUUUCGAGCGAGAAUUAGAAAGAGAAAAACAAGAAACCUUAGAAGUAGAAGAAAACAUAAAACUUGAAAAGAAAAACAACAACAAAGAACUGCUAGAAAUCAAACUUUUAAAAGACAAAAUCGAAAAAUGCAAACAAGAAUUAACAAGAAAAGAAACAGAGCUUGCCAAUCAAGCAGCCUCUCUAAAAGACGAUAUGAAAAACAUGGAAUCUGACAGUGACGCUUUAUAUGAAAAUUUAGAAAUAAUAAAAAAUGAAAUAAGAACAAAAGAAUCAAAAAUCGCUGCUUUAAGAGAAGAAUUACAAGGAGUAAAAAAACAAUGCGAAGUUGACAGAAAAAGAGUCAUGGACUUGAAAAAUGCUAUAGAUGAGCAGGAAAAAGAAAAUUUAAAGGUCCAGGAGUCGCUGAACUUGUUAGAAGAUAAAGAAAAAAGAGCUGAAGAAAAUAAUUUAAAUGUGAUUAAAGCAGAAAAAGACGUGAAAUUAAAAAUCCAAAAAACAAAAGAACAGCUGGAAGAAGCGAGAAAAGAUAACGAAAAUUUAAGGAAAAGAUUGCUUCCGCUGAGGCAGGAAAGAGAUAGAAGGGUAAGUGAGCUGGAAGAGCUGGAAAAUAAAGUCCAAGAGACGAGAGAAGAAGAAAAAAGAACCACAGAUCAAGUCAAGUAUUUGAAAGAAAAAUCUGAAGCACAGAAACAAGAAAUUAUUAGGUUGCAGGCGAAGGUAAAUAAAAAUAAUGAGGCUCAAGAGCUAGUGGAUGGGCACAGCUCUGAAACGUCAUCAGUUGAGCCUGAAGCAAGGGGGCGUUGCAAAUGCAUAAUCCAAUAA